Molecule: messenger RNA, 2168 nt
Organism: Mercenaria mercenaria
Lineage: Eukaryota; Metazoa; Mollusca; Bivalvia; Venerida; Veneridae
Exons: 4
Coding region: 59-1930 (623 amino acids)
Source: RefSeq, a predicted model, not a curated record
AGCCAAUGCCUGACUAGCAAAAUUCUGACAAAAAACUUUAUCCGAUUUAAUCGCUGAAAUGAGGGAGAAACUUGUUAAGAAAAGAACGGCAAAUGAUAAACAAGUGCCUAGUACUUCUCAGAGCAAACGAUCGAAGACGGAUGAGGCCAGUCCGACAGAAAAUUCUGAAGUUUUAGCUGAACAUGUCAGAUUGUUGGUUACACAAGAUUCGGUGCAUACAGGAAGUGAGUCUGGUGCUUUUUGGAGGAAUAUAAGAUCAGUCCUUUUGGAAGUCGAUGCAAGGGAGACAACGCCGUUACUAAAGGUGUUGCCACCCAUACAGGUUUCACAAAGCCGCACAGCAUAUCCGGUUAACGAGCCACAUACCCCUGGAUAUCACGGUGACAGCCCGAUACCUCCUCCAGGAUUGCCGUCUAUUUCUGACCACACAAAGCAGUUAUGUUGUACAACUCGUCCACCAAACCCCACCCAACAAUUGUUCUUCAAGAAGACUGACAAAGAAAAAAGACAGGCACGCGUUCUAAACAAAUAUCAACAUACGCAUCCAAUCCAUAGAGGAAUGAUUGAGGCGGUGGAAGAACCCAACACAUGGAAAAUGGAGAAAAAGAAGCGAGUUGACAACGCCAUUCAAAGGGUCGCCAAGUCGUACGUACACGACCCCAGAAGCUACCAGGAACCCGAUAUCAACGAGCGAGUAGAUAGCCAGUUCAUGCCAACUCGAACAAGAUGUCCAAAGCCAAAGCCUACAAAGCACAGCCUUGUCAUUCUUGACCCCGAGAAGAUGAUACGGGAUCGAAACAACAUGAGUUGUGAUAUCGCACCAGAUCAUCCAUCGGGGAACGUUCCAGAAAGCUGUAACAGUCACCUUGCAGCCCAGAUUGCAUAUUCCGUCUCUGGACACUCAUCCAAGUCUACUCACAACAUCUAUGAUCGCUCUUAUUCCACCAUGCAGAAUGCUACAGCAGCAACAUCCGUACGUAGUGGUGUACCUUUGUAUAACCAACGCUAUGGAGAGAAUGCUGCAGUCCAUUACUACGCAUGCGCACAGCCCGACAACUAUGACCAUAACAUGUAUCCUGUUCACCGACCUACUGCACCAACACCCAUGUUUGACCAAGCAAAGGCAUGCCGACAGGAGCACAGCAACCGUGUCUACAUGUCAAAGGAAAGGACUGAACAAGAAUACGUAGAUGAGCUACGUAUGGAGGAUGCAUGCCCCAAAACUACACAGUGUGAUAUCGAAUUGGAUGCAAAACGCAAACAAAUGCUCGCUAGAAAAUGCAUAGAUAAGAGAAGGAAUGGGGCCGCUUCUUUAAAGAAUGCCGAAUUACUAGCAGCAAACGGAUGUGGUUCUCCAUUCCACAACGCAGGAUCAGCCAGCCAACUUUUCCAGCCAGCACCAUCGCAAAUUAACCACACCGAAUCUUACUCCAAACGCAGACGACACCUUACAGAAUGCCAGCCCGAGUCCGUUGCCCAGCAUCAACAGAUCGCCAGCCAGCCAUACCAACCAGAACCGCCGACCGUAAGGCACACCGAUGACGAUUCUUAUUCCAAGCGUAAACAACAUAUUAUCUACGAGCAUGCAGAUCAACCACGAGCACCAGAUUCAAACAUAGCAGGAAAAGAGGCACGUGAUGACGAAGGGUAUACAACUGAUACUGAAAAGACAAUGAUCCCUAGAUUUACCAAACAGACUCACGGACCAACUAUCCGUGUUGAGCCACAACUUACCUGGAACGCAUCCGCUGCCAAACGAGGUCUCGGAUUUAAAUCAAAGCUUCGCCGCGAGCAAGAAGAAGCUGCCAGACAGAAUAAAGAUCCAACAGACAAAAUUCAAGCCUCAAAAGAGAUCGCCCUGGUCACAUUUAAAUUGUCAGAGGAGGCCCGACAGAGAUGGAAGAAGAAAACCAUAGUCAAAAAGACUUAAAUAUAUUAAAAGACUUUAUGAAUCAACAAAAACUUUAACUUUUUUAUCCAUUUUUGUACGUAUGCAUUAACUUUACAAAGUGCUAUAAAGUGCAAUGAUAUAUCUCCUAUUUUAGGUUUAAAGAGUACAUUUUGUUAUAAUUUUACUUUAAACAUUUAUAUAAUAUCAUCGACGAUAUAUAUAUUUAGCUAGAAACACACCUCCGUUAUUUUUUUGUAAAUAAAUUGUUGAAAAUAUU